Messenger RNA from Saccharomyces kudriavzevii IFO 1802, 1353 nucleotides. It is a transcript of the gene MGL2, whose product is annotated as putative carboxylic ester hydrolase. The transcript has a single exon. The record is from RefSeq and is a predicted model, not a curated record. The coding region runs from base 1 to 1353 and encodes 450 amino acids. Gene Ontology annotation, biological process: medium-chain fatty acid biosynthetic process; medium-chain fatty acid catabolic process. NCBI's taxonomy places the organism in Eukaryota, Fungi, Ascomycota, Saccharomycetes, Saccharomycetales, Saccharomycetaceae. Gene Ontology annotation, molecular function: acetylesterase activity; monoacylglycerol lipase activity.
AUGCGUCUAAAGGAGUUACUUCCAAAUUUUUUAAUCGUUCAUCAGGAGGUCCCUGACAAUCCCAUUGCAUUCAAGUCUUCUGAUAAACGAGAGGAUGACAAUAAAAAGGUGACCGUCCCAGAAUUAAUUAAGGCUAAAGUUCCCGAGCUGACAGAUGGUGCCACUGGCAUUUUAUAUGGCUUACUGGUGAACGGUCAUUUACAGACUGCAUAUGGCUCGGUUAGGCGCUUUGAUAAUAUAGAUAAAGUCCAAUAUAAAAGACUGAUAAUGAAAUAUCCACAUGGGGGUGAAGGCACGGUAGAUUUUGUUGUAAAGGAUAAGAGUACCAACAAAAGAAGGAAAGUUGAGAAAGAGUACAUGCCGAGAAAUCAGCCGAUAUUCGAUGGAAACUUGAAACGAAGAUAUUCGUACUAUUCCCCUGACGAUCCCAAGUUAAAAUCAGACGACGCAAAGCCUAUGCUUAUUAUUCUGCAUGGGUUAACGGGAGGCUCCAGGGAGAGCUAUGUAAGGGCAAUUGUUCAUGAAAUCACCACGAAGUAUGACUUCGAAGCAUGCGUGUUUAACGCAAGGGGGUGUUGCUAUUCUGCGAUCACGACACCCCUAUUAUACAAUGGGGGAUGGACUAACGACAUAAGAUACUGUGUUAAUGACUUGAGGAAAAGAUUUCCGAAUAGAAAAUUCUACAUGAUGGGGUUCUCGUUAGGAGCAUCUAUAAUGACAAAUUAUUUGGGGGAAGAGUCUGAUCGUACGAAGAUUGAAUGCGCUAUUUCCGUUAGUAAUCCUUUCGAUUUGUACAACUCCGCAUAUUUCAUUAAUAGUACACCAAUGGGGUCACGAUUCUACUCACCUGCAUUGGGCCACAACUUGCUACGUAUGGUUCGAAACCACCUUUCUGUCUUGGAGGAAAAUCCUAACUUUAAAGCCAUUAUCGAGCAAAAUUUGAAAAAAAUUCGUACAGUCAGGCAAUUUGAUAAUUUGUUGACAGGACCGAUGUUUGGAUAUAAGAAUGCAGAGGAGUAUUAUAAGAAUGCUUCUUCAUAUAAAAGAAUCCCAGGGAUCAGAACGCCAUUUAUAGCGCUGCACGCUCAGGAUGACCCAAUUGUCGGUGGCGAUCUCCCUAUAAAUCAGAUAAAAUCCAACCCUUACACUCUGCUCCUAGAGACUUCAAUCGGUGGUCAUGUUGGGUGGUUCAAAGACAGAUCUGGCAGAAGAUGGUAUACAGAGCCCCUAUGCAGACUUUUGAAGGCAUUUCACGAUGAAAUCACAGUGAAAGGCUUGAAACCUGACUUGGAAAAUGUGGAACUUCCAAGCCCUAACUGUGAGCCCAUAGCCACAACUUUCCCGUCAAAGUAG